Molecule: messenger RNA, 573 nt
Organism: Sungouiella intermedia
Lineage: Eukaryota; Fungi; Ascomycota; Pichiomycetes; Serinales; Metschnikowiaceae
Source: the annotation of a GenBank genome assembly
AUGUGGUUAUUUGGUUGGGUUCAAGACGUCUUGUCCAGUUUGGGCUUGUGGAACAAGCACGCUAAGUUGUUAUUCUUGGGAUUGGACAAUGCUGGUAAAACGACCUUGCUCCAUAUGUUGAAGAACGAUCGUUUGGCCACGUUGCAGCCUACCUUGCACCCUACAUCCGAGGAGUUGGCCAUUGGUAACAUCAGAUUCACCACCUUUGACUUGGGUGGUCACCAGCAGGCUCGUCGUUUGUGGAAGGACUACUUCCCUGAGGUGAACGGUAUUGUCUUCUUGGUGGACGCCGCUGACCAGGAGAGAUUGGCCGAAUCCCGUGCAGAGUUGGAGGCCUUGUUCAAGAUCGAGGAGUUGAACAAUGUUCCAUUUUUGAUUUUGGGUAACAAGAUCGAUGCUCCAAACGCUGUCAACGAGACCGAGUUGAAGGCUGCGUUGAACUUGUAUGGAACUACUGGUAAGGACGUGGGCAAGUUGCCUGAGAAUGUGAGACCUAUUGAGGUUUACAUGGUUUCUGUUGUGAUGAGAAUGGGCUACGGAGAUGGCUUUAAGUGGUUGUCGCAGUACAUUUAA